This is a messenger RNA of Alternaria atra, 354 nucleotides long. RefSeq lists its product as uncharacterized. NCBI's taxonomy places the organism in Eukaryota, Fungi, Ascomycota, Dothideomycetes, Pleosporales, Pleosporaceae. The coding region runs from base 1 to 354 and encodes 117 amino acids. The record is from RefSeq and is a predicted model, not a curated record. The transcript has a single exon.
AUGUCGUCAAUCAGCCUCCGCCUCCGCGCCCUCCAACGCCCACUCACAUCUCAACUGCGCGCCUUUACUACCACACCCAGUCACGCAAAGUUGAUGGACACACCAAAUCCUGCUUCCAACCUUCCGGAUCCUUCUGAAAACUCGUCAGCCGCACCAAACGCGAAGAUGCGUUCGGACACGCAGAACACGGAUCAGCAGUCUAGUGCGUCAAAAGAAGAGCAUAAGAGCGGAGACGACCAUCCGGCAAAACAGCCAGACUACCAGGCGCAGCCGAGUCGGACGACGGGUAUUGGAGGCGAAACAAAAGUUGAGGGAGGGAAAGAGGGACUGGGUGAGAGGGGUGAUAAGCAGUAG